AUGGGCAAAGUACGUGCUCGUACUAAUAAUGCUGCUACUCAAACAGAGGCUAGAAAUGCUGUCUUUAAGUUCAAUAAAGAUUUUGGCCAGCACAUCUUGAAGAAUCCUCUUGUCGCACAAGGCAUUGUUGACAAAGCUGAUAUAAAACAAUCAGACACAGUACUCGAAGUUGGUCCCGGUACUGGUAACCUGACGAUGCGUAUGCUCGAAAAGGCGAAAAAAGUCAUUGCCGUGGAAAUGGAUCCUCGUAUGGCUGCGGAAUUGACAAAACGUGUACAAGGAACUCCUUAUGAAAAGAAGUUGCAAGUGAUGUUAGGAGAUGUUGUCAAAACGGAUCUUCCCUAUUUCGAUGUUUGUGUCUCUAACACUCCAUACCAAAUCUCUUCACCUUUGGUUUUCAAAAUCCUUCAACAAAGACCAGCUCCCCGAUCAAGCAUUUUGAUGUUUCAGCGUGAGUUUGCUUUGCGUUUGAUUGCUCGGCCAGGCGACGCUUUGUACUGUCGCUUGUCUGCAAACGUUCAAAUGUGGGCACACGUGAAACACAUCAUGAAGGUUGGUAAAAACAACUUCAGACCUCCUCCUCUUGUAGAAUCGAGUGUCGUUCGUAUUGAACCGAAGAAUCCACCUCCUCCAAUUCCGUUCGAAGAAUGGGAUGGUCUUUUGCGAAUCAUCUUUACGAGGAAAAAUAAAACUGUCGGUGCUUGUUUCAAAUCGGGAUCCGUAUUAGAAUUGAUGGAGAGAAACUAUAGAACUUGGUGCUCUCAGAACGAACGAAUGAUCGAAGAUAACUUUGAUGUUAAAGCUCUAAUUGACCAAGUCCUUACAAGCGUCAAUCUUCAAGAUGCUCGUGGAUCAAAGUGUGGUGAAACUGACUUUUUGGCUCUACUGCAUGCUUUCCAUCAAGUUGGUAUUCAUUUUGCAUAA
Molecule: messenger RNA, 924 nt
Organism: Schizosaccharomyces osmophilus
Lineage: Eukaryota; Fungi; Ascomycota; Schizosaccharomycetes; Schizosaccharomycetales; Schizosaccharomycetaceae
Gene: cdh1
Product: 18S rRNA dimethylase Cdh1
Exons: 2
Coding region: 1-924 (307 amino acids)
Biological process (GO): rRNA methylation
Cellular component (GO): mitochondrial matrix
Molecular function (GO): rRNA (adenine-N6,N6-)-dimethyltransferase activity
Source: RefSeq, a predicted model, not a curated record